AUGGCAAAGAAUAAUUGCCAUGGUUGUACAAAGUUGGAGGAGCACAUUAUUUUAGCAAGAGAGAUAAAGAGACACAAAGAGGAAGUUAACGCUCUAAAGUAUGAAAUGUCAGAUGAAGCGCUGCAACAAAUGCCAGAUUUUCAAGGCCGGAAUAAACUCAUUUCAGAUAUUUAUCAUUUCAGAUUGUACAACACAGCAAUAAGACUGGGCGAGCUUCAAGGCCACUUCAAAGUUCAAAUAAAUCCGGAGGAGUAUGCCCGAGAGAAUCUCAAGUUUGGUCUUGUUGAAGUCGUUUAUGAGUGGGCCAAGGGCACUCCAUUUGCAGAUAUUUGUGAACUUACAGAUGUUCCUGAAGGCAUGAUAGUGCGGACCAUUGUCAGACUUGAUGAGACGUGCCGUGAAUUCAAAAAUGCUGCAUCUAUUAUGGGUAAUUCUGCUCUGUACAAGAAAAUGGAAACCGCUUCAAAUGCAAUAAAGCGUGAUAUUGUAUUUGCGGCCAGCUUAUACGUCACCGGAGUUUAA
Prunus armeniaca (apricot) is the source of this 522-nucleotide messenger RNA. NCBI's taxonomy places the organism in Eukaryota, Viridiplantae, Streptophyta, Magnoliopsida, Rosales, Rosaceae. The record is from the annotation of a GenBank genome assembly.